AUGCCGGGCGACAAGGCCGCGAACCCCAUGCGGGACAUCCGCGUGUCGAAGCUGGUGCUCAACAUCUCGGUGGGUGAGUCCGGCGACAGGCUCACGAAGGCCGCCAAGGUGCUCGAGCAGCUCACGGGCCAGGAGCCCAUCUACGGCAAGGCCCGCUACACCGUCCGGUCCUUCUCCAUCCGCCGUAACGAGAAGAUCUCGUGCAACGUGACUGUCCGCGGCAACAAGGCCAUGGAGCUCCUCGAGGCGGGCCUCAAGGUCAAGGAGUACGAGCUUCUGAAGAAGAACUUCAGCACGUCCGGCAACUUCGGGUUCGGCAUCGACGAGCACAUCGACCUGGGCAUCAAGUACGACCCGUCCACGGGUAUCUACGGUAUGGACUUCUACGUUGUGCUGGAGCGGCCCGGGUACCGCGUGGCGCGCCGCAGGAGGUGCCAGACGAGCGUGGGGGCCCCUCACCGCGUGACGAAGGAGGACGCCAUGAAGUGGUUCACCCAGAAGUUCGACGGCGUCGUGUCGACCAAGUAA
This is a messenger RNA of Pedinophyceae sp. YPF-701, 528 nucleotides long. NCBI's taxonomy places the organism in Eukaryota, Viridiplantae, Chlorophyta, Pedinophyceae. The record is from the annotation of a GenBank genome assembly.